AGGUGAAGAGGAGACCAUUGCCAGAUUACGUUGAGAUGGCAAAGAAGGAUGUGAGCCCUAACAUGAGGGCAAUUUUGGUGGAUUGGUUGGUGAAGGUUGCGGAGGAAUACAAGCUUCACUCUGAUACUCUGCAUCUAUCUAUCUCUUACAUUGAUAGAUUUUUGUCAAUGAAUGAUCUCAACAGGAAGAAACUCCAGUUGCUCGGUGUUUCUUCAAUGCUCAUCGCAUUAAAGUAUGAGAAGAUCAAUCAUCCACCUGUGGAUGAAUUUUGUUACGUAACCGACAACGCAUACACAAAGAAAGAGGUGGUAAAAAUGGAGGCUGACAUACUCAAACAUCUCAAGUUUGAAGUGGGCGGUCCCACAAUUAUGACAUUUUUAGGGUAUUAUUUCACUGUUGUUGCUCUAGAAGAUUACCAAAUUCCCAAUUUGAAGUUGGAGUUCUUGGGUUAUUACCUAGCAGAGUUAAGCUUGUUGGAGAAUGACUGUGUGAUACUCUUGCUUGCUUUGGUGGCUGCAUCUGUAGUAUUUCUUUCACGGUUUACAAUCCAACCAAAGUUACAUCCUUGGAGUUCGGCCCUGCAAGAUUUCUCUAGCUACAAACCCGCUGACCUAAAGGAAUGUGUUCCUAUCAUACAUGAUUUGCAAUUAAGUAAAAGGAGAGGCCCUUUGGUUGCAUCAAGAAACAAAUACAAGCAGCAUGAGUUCAAAUGCAUCUCAACAUUGGCCUCACCUCAGGAGAUACCGAAUUCUUUUUUUGAAGAUGUUAAAGAUUCAUAGUGAGGGUUAGGAGAAUUAGUUGAUCUUGCUUGGUUGAUGGGGAGAUGAUUGUCUUGAAGAAUGUUCUUGCAUCGGAAGGUUAGCUAAUUCAGAAAACUCCCAAUGGUUAUUCGUUUUUGAUAAUUGCUGGUCGUUUCGCUGAUUUGGUUGUUUUGAGCUACUGGUGUGAUCAAUUUCUGCUAGACUUAAAAAAGAGGGCAUGAAUGGCAUUGUUGAGACAGUGGUUACUAAUAUUAGUAAUAAUUGGAUAGGAAGUGUGGGAUUUUGUUAGCAUAUGGUUCAUUGCUUAAUAGUUUAUGAUUAGG
Messenger RNA from Camellia sinensis, 1084 nucleotides. NCBI's taxonomy places the organism in Eukaryota, Viridiplantae, Streptophyta, Magnoliopsida, Ericales, Theaceae. The record is from RefSeq and is a predicted model, not a curated record.